AUGCAUUUAAAUGAUUCAACUCUGGAAUUAGGCUCAAACAGAGAUAGACAUCGGAAUAUCGGUGAAGAAACACCAUUAGCUCAUGAUAAAACAUUUAGCGAUUGGAAAAAAGAAAUUAAAGAAAUUGAAUUUCUGUAUAGACUGGUUGGGAAAAAAUCACUGAUAGGUCCUUCUAUAUCAUCAUCUCUUUCUAACAACAAUUACACAACAGAAAAUGACAGUUCAAAAAUACAAAAGCCCAAUACCAAUACUAACAAAAUUGCUAACAAAAAAGAAAAAGAAUCGUUUUCACGUUGUAAUAAUCAACAAUCCGUAAAAUUUAUGAUAAUGAAACACACUGACAAAUCAGAUAUUCGGAUUUAUUCCACCAUUUCAGAAAUAAAUGCUAAAAAUCCAAAAUAUUUCAGAACUAAAAAUUGGAUUUCACCCACAGCAUUAACAAAUGUUAUCUAA
Entrophospora sp. SA101 is the source of this 453-nucleotide messenger RNA. Lineage: Eukaryota; Fungi; Glomeromycota; Glomeromycetes; Entrophosporales; Entrophosporaceae. The record is from the annotation of a GenBank genome assembly.